This is a messenger RNA of Ornithodoros turicata, 6976 nucleotides long. Its product is annotated as POU domain, class 2, transcription factor 3-like. The coding region runs from base 63 to 1937 and encodes 624 amino acids. Gene Ontology annotation, biological process: regulation of transcription by RNA polymerase II. The transcript is spliced from 11 exons. Lineage: Eukaryota; Metazoa; Arthropoda; Arachnida; Ixodida; Argasidae. The record is from RefSeq and is a predicted model, not a curated record. Gene Ontology annotation, molecular function: DNA-binding transcription factor activity, RNA polymerase II-specific; RNA polymerase II cis-regulatory region sequence-specific DNA binding.
CGCACAGUCUCUGACAGGUGGAUGGACACGUUCACUCAUAUUCCGGAAAUUCUGUAAGCCUUAUGAAGUAUUAUGCUAUGCAGCACCAGUACGUUUUUAUGGAAGCCACAAACAUUCAGGGUAAGACAGUAAAAGUGAUGCCAGGGCAGCGCAUCUGUGGGCUGCAGCAUUCAGUGAACCACUGCUUCCACACACUGGUAAGCGGACCUUUUCCGUCUCGAAUACCGUGGGACAGUUCUUUCGUUUCAUCCGAUGCUUACCUUGACUGCCACGACCGCUAUCACUGCUGCCACCCCGGUAAAGAUCCAGGGAUGAACGGUGACCUCUCGAACGACACACAAGACAGUGCAACUAGUCAAGAUACGGGUGACCUGGGUCAGGAUGAGGACAGCAUGGACUCCGAGAAGGCCCUCAAUCUUAUUAAAAAGUCGGCGCGUUCGGAGUUAUUCCAUGAGAUGGAAACAGACCACCACUUAUCGACGAUGGCCGGCAUUCCGCUGGCCUCCGUUGCCGCUAGUGGAACCGCCAACGGCCAGGGUGGAGUUGGCGCUGGCCUCCUCAGCACCACCUCGGCGGCUCCAACGUUACCUCCUUCCGCCCUGGUGACGACGACGGCGGCCGCCCUAGCUGCUGCGGCCGCCGCGGGACAGCUGUCACUCAACCAGCUGAUGGUUGCUGGAGCACAGAGCCAACAACCCAACAUGUUGAUGCAGGCUGGAUUAGCUCAACAGCUACAGCAGGUUGGAAAACUACCUGUAACAUCAGGUCUUCCAGGACUUCCUGUAAGUCCUCAAGACCUACAGCAGCUACAACAGCAGCUUCAGCAACAUCAGCAAAAUCUUCAAAACCAAAUGCGACAAUUCGUAUUUUUACAACCUGGGCAGCUGCCAGCCAAUGUGCAAGCGCAGCUCUUUCUGCAGAACCAGGGUCUCCUCCAGCAGGGUUUGAUGCAACAGAGCCUGCAAAACCUGCAACUGCAGGCGGGCCAACGGGCGUCGCUGCCGCAGGGCAUGCUGUCGUCACAGGCAGCUGCAGCGACGGUGGCCGCUGCAGCGGCUGCUGCACAACAGCAGUUACAGCAGUUGCAACAUCAGGAACAGCAGAAUCAGGGCCACAACCGGGCAUCGCACCAAGCAUCUAUGUCUAUGUUACAGCAAGCGCCGAUUGUUCCUCAUCAUGUCAAAUCGAGACCAGCGGAGCCAAGUCCGGAGGAAAUGACCGACUUGGAAGAGCUCGAACAGUUUGCCAAAACGUUUAAGCAAAGGCGGAUCAAGCUCGGUUUCACACAGGGAGAUGUGGGCCUGGCUAUGGGAAAGCUGUAUGGCAAUGACUUCAGCCAGACCACCAUCUCCCGGUUCGAGGCGCUCAAUUUGAGCUUCAAGAACAUGUGCAAGCUGAAGCCGCUGCUGCAACGAUGGCUGGAGGACGCGGACGCCUCGCUCAACAACCCGGCGGCCCUCGCUAAUGCCCACACCACACCGGAGUCGAUCGGCCGGCGCCGCAAAAAGCGCACCAGCAUCGAGACGAGUGUGCGUGUGGCUCUCGAGAAGGCCUUCGUGCAGAACCCCAAGCCCACGUCCGAGGAGAUUGCAGUGCUCGCCGAAAGCCUCUCAAUGGAGAAGGAGGUGGUCCGGGUCUGGUUCUGCAACCGUCGCCAGAAGGAGAAGCGCAUCAACCCUCCCCCAGGUGCUCCAUCUGGGGGCUCACCCACGCCUUCCAUGGGGGGCCUCAUGUCCCUCGGAGGAGCGUCUCCCGCACUAUCAGCACUCCCGCUCAGCCUGCACUCGCCUUCAUCCCUGGCAAGCAGUUUGCCCUCCACACCCUCGCCGCCUAUGGUGGCAGUACCGCCCCAGAGGCCACCGGCCAUCGUGUCUCCGCCUACGAGACCAACAGCAUCACCACCAGCUGGAUCACCGUCUGGCAUCAAAUAUGAGUAGGCGGCCAAUCCCAGUUCCUACUUUUUCGACACGUUUUACCAUAUCAAAAGGGGCGUGAGUUGCUUUAUUUGUUUAGCGCGAGUCGCGCUUGUGCAGUUUUAGAAACCAAGUUGAGGCCGAAGGACAAUGCGCCUCCACUGUUGUGUCUGGCCAGCCUCAGGUCGAGGAUACUAGGAUUUUAUUUGAGAUGAUUCCACAAACUCUGCUCUGGUGGGCUCAGGUUAAGGGUGAUGACAAUGCAGUUGUGCUUGUGAGCAGUAACUCAGGGAUUAUUACGUACAGAACGUUCAUGAACCUCUGUAUAAUAUAAAGCUUUACACAGGCUGCAAGGACCCAACGAGAGAUAUGUGUAUUUGAACCGUUUUGGAGCCUGUUGUAUGUUCAUAAUUUUGUGUGCAUCCCAUCUCUGUACACCCACCUCAUGUAGUAACAUCACUUUUGUUAGUGUUUUUGAUAACACUGCCAGAAUGAAAGGCAUAAAAACACUACCUCAGUUCUCUUCUCUCGCUUUUGCUGUUGCUUCCUUUUUACCGUUUCUACCUCUGGGUAGUCUGUCCCUCAUGGAGAUCAGGACCAAAAAUCUCACCAUUUAUAUUACCUGUGUAGUUUGAGUUACCCAUUCGAAUAUCAUGGGAACUGAUUCAGUGAACUAGAGAGCUUUGACGCCAGUGCCAUUAUGCCAGAAAGCAUAUGACCUUUUUUAAACGUGUUUUCCCGUCAUGUAUUAUAUAUACAUUCUUAUAUUGCAAUGGAAACUGAUGUUGGUUUCAUAUAUAGUUGUGUUGAACCUAAAUAGAGAUUUAUUGGUUUACUCAGUCACCUUUUUUUUUUUUUUCCUUCUUAUUUUUCUGUGGCCUGUGAAAUAGUGUGUAAAGAAAUGAGGAGCAUCAAAGAAAAAUGUCCAGGUUUGUAUUGACUGUUGGCUUGUCUUUAGAGGAUUUUCCAACUUAUGCGUUGUUAUGAUGUCGUGUACAUAUACUACAAAGAAUCAUCAAAGAGGAGGGGACCUCUAUCCUGGGCUUGAUUUAUUCUUCAGAACAUAUAUUAGUGCGUGCACACAGCCACCUGCUCUGGAAUGGCAAUGUUUGGUUAAAAUGGUGCAUGUGUCAAGAAGAAAGCUGUCCCGAUGUGAUGCAACACGUCAAAAGUUCCUGUCAGAAAUCAAACCAGAGCAGUAAGAGGAACAAUGUUAAUGCAAUUCAGAUGUAUAUUAUGAAUGCGUAUAGUGCUCUUGUCCAUUGAAGGGGCAUGUGCUUAUUGACGAUAUGCGAGGGGUGCAAAGGCCAGCUGUGACAGCAGUUGUGAAACAAAUAUGUUUGCUCACUGAAUCUGUGUGCGUCUGCAGUUGUGUAGCCGUCCUAGGGAGAAGCUGAUGGGUGUGCAGUAUGGCCAGCUUCACUCUUAACUGCAAUUCGUUAAUAGUAAAGAAGAACUCGGUAAUGCAUACGGUUGUUCGUUGGUUCUUUAAAGGAGCCAUGUGGCCAAAGAAGGUAUAUUCUUGAUGCUCUUCUAAAAUAUUAAUAAACUCACAUUGGUAUGUGCAUUAUUUGAUUUACAGUCCAGUUAAGCUCUCUCUGGCUAAUGUCUAAAGUAUUAACUGUUGUACAAAAAACUAAUGCCAAUGUAUGUGGCACACAAUGUAUGCGCACACACAGAUUGUUUGCAGGUCAUUCAUGUAGUGUGAGGAUAUAACUGCAAUUGUCGUUAGGUCAUGUUCAGUAAGCAUGCACAUUGUUUCACUCAUGUAAUCCAAAAUUGAUGAAUAGAAGUCAUUCCCAGAUAACACGUAGUACAUAUUAAUUGUAGUCAGUUAGUGAGUAUUUAGUUUUUAAGCUCUUAACGCCUUCCAAUAGCUCACCCAUUGUGAUUCUUGACCGAAGCAGUAUGGUAUUUAAUUCACUGUAUAUUUUCGUUCAUCCCCUCUCGAUGAUACUAAACUGUGCAUGCAUGGGGAGGUAGAUUACUAAAAAAAAACAAAGAGGUAGAAGUCUUUCUUCCGUAGAAGUUUUAUCAAAAUGGGCACACUUACCACAGUAAAGCUAGUAUUUUGUGCUGAGUUUGCCUGCUUCAUUGCGUCUUCCUGCUCAAUUGAAAGCAGAACAUGCAUACUGAAACCUCAGGAAUAUAUCAGAAACAACUCUGGCACAGAUGAAAAAGAACCUAUGCAACCAAUCUAUUUGGUGAGAACAUAACAUUAUUUAUCUUUCUCAUAGUCCUCUGGAUGAUUUUUUGGUUCAACCCCCUCGUAGAUGAGUGCAAGUUUGUCUGUGCCAACCGUAGCAUUUGAUAUGAGAGAGAGAGGAAGGAUGUCAGGUCCUGUACUGAAAGCGGGUAUUUUCUAUGUAUGGAGGACAGGGAUUGUGCAAAUGUCAUUCACAAACCUCGUUCUGUAGAAAUGAAAAUCAAAGGAGUUCUUUCGUUGUUCUUUCUGUUUUCCUUGUUUGUAUCGUGAUUUCUCAAUUUUUGUUUUCUCAAUUGUGUCUUACACACAAAGGCCAACUUGUGCUUGUUCAUAGGGUGUCUUCGUGGAGUCUUGCAUUUUCCUGUACAUUCAGGGAUUUCUACAUUACAAAGUGGGGGAAUGCAGGAGACCAGAAGAGGACACUUGCCAAACUUUGUGCUGCAUUUUGAUGACUUUUCUCUGGGCAAGUGCUUCCUCUAGUGUGGGAGUGUGUAAAAAAUACCAUUGCUGUGGUGCUGUGACUAGAGUUCCUCUUUGCCCUUUAGCGGGCAUGCGGCAUGGCCCAGAGCUCUAGUGCGGGUAUUACAAAAUCAUAUUUUGGAUUGAAUCCUAUUCAUUCCUUCUGGGUCAGGCCACGUCUCCCCUAAAGGUCUAACCAGAUGGGAAAAUAAUCCUACUCGUGCUGAGAUGCUGUAAUUGGUCUGCCUGUUGACAUCCUCUGUGACUGAUCCAAGACUGGUUUAUGCUCAAUUUCUCAUCCAAUGCCUUUCAUUUUAUUGCUACAACAGAUCACCUCUUCUUAAAUUUGUAUUCAUAAGUUGUGAUGAGUUUUAGCAGCUGCACAUUGCAAUGCUUGGUACUUUGCGAAAGACAGAGAGUAGAACAUUGAGUCAUGCUCAGGCUUUCUAUUCAUGAGUCUAUCUAGAAUGUAACACAGUGGAAAUGUAGAAAGAAAUGCACAUAUACAGCAUUCACAUUUCAUGUUCAGUAAAAUUAUUCAUUGGUGGCUGUCUGAACUGUGGAAAGGCACAGUGGGGUUCCUCGUUCUGCACAAGUAGCAAGUAUUGACAAAUGCCGUACCUGUUUAAUUCACACAUUAGACCUCUCUACAACCAUUAUAUGUACAUAGUUUACAAUUGCAUUGUGAUGUAUUUCGAUGACAGCGCAAAAUGCUACUGUGACGCAAUAUUGAACUAAAAGUUUGUUGGAUUAAAUGUAUUAUAGCCUUUCUCUGAAUUCUUUGAGAGGGUUUACUUUAUUUCAUUGUAUAUUUUCCAUUGCAUGCAUUUGCAGAAACCAAAACCCAUAAAAUUGUCAUAGUAUCUGCCAUACAUGCAUGUGUGAAAAGGUUGAAAGGAGGGUGUGCGGACUUGCAAUAACAAAACCUUUGAGAUUUCAAAGUGCAUCUCUGAUUUACCUUGUGGUUAAAUUUACAGCUCAAGGUGCUCCACCUCAAGCAUGGGAUUGAGUUCAACAACCAAACAACACUAUCUCAAAUUUAAAAGAAGACAUUUGCCCUACAACUUUGUCUGCCACAUUUCUUGCAAACUCUCAGAUCAGCAGAUAACUGAACAGUAAAUUCAACUUUGUUUUGAAAUAACCCCUAAUUGUAUCUUUCUUACUUAGUAUUAAUUUUCUUUAGCUGCAUGUGGCUCUUAUAACUGGUAUUUUCGUCUGUGUAGCAUACUUUUGUUUGUGCUGCUUUCUCACGCUGGAUAAAUGCUUUCUUGAUUUUCGUUCACUCUGAUUCACGCAAAUUCAGAACAUUGAGAAGGGAACAAAUAAGGUAUAGGCUGUGACGUUCAGUAUCUGAUUUCUCCCUCAUCAGGCUCUAUCAGUAUCAACCAAUUCUACUGUAACUCUGCUAUGGCUUUUCUGUAAGGUAGAUUUAUUUGAGGCUGUAAGUGUGACAGGGAUAGAUGGUGCUGUACAACUGGCCUGAUAAUUCCCAUUACUGAUUAUGGCACAGCUAUGUAAAAAAAAAAAAGGUUUCUGUAUGCUGCAGUGACACACUUGAGCUGGAAAUUCUAUGUUGCUGUAAACAUAUUAACACAUGCCAUGCGGAAAUACAUUCUCUCCUACCAACCUUUUCAUUUGAAAUCAUAACUGUGAUGCUGUCACAAAUCGAGGAAGGGCAAUACAUUGCAUGUGCAUUGUUGCAAUUUGUACAUUAACGGUAAGCUGAAAAGCAUGUAUAUGAGCACAAUUAGGUAAGACCAGUCUAUCACGAUCAUUAUGUAACAUAAACCCGUUCUGAUAAGACAGCAAGUGCUUUUCUUUUUCUUUUUUUUCAUUUGAACAAAACAAAGCGUUUGCCAUGUGUGUUGGCAUACUUAAAAGUGUAAGGCAUGGUGCAUAAGGUGUGUUUUGGAAAGUCCAGUGUGUUCUGUUUUGUUAAUGGUGCAAGAUGGAGGAUGUGGCUAAGACGGAAAAAGUUAGUAAUACUGUCCCUAUUGCUGUUAAAUGUUUCCAACCUAGUCAAUGUCCCCAUCCGGUUUGCUGACUUCUCUUGUGUCCAUAUGUAUGCCUUUCUCACAUUAUUUUAAGCGGUGCUAUUGGUUUCUCUAUUCUGUUUGAUGUGCAAAUGUUCUAUGGUGUUCAAUAUGUUGCUCCCUCGCAUCAGUUCACGUAAUCAUAGAAAUGGUUAAGAUUCUAGUACCAAGUAUUUGUUCACACUAUCAAAAGGGACAAGGGGAGGCGUAUGGUUUUGCAUUACUGUUGAUUUUUGUGUGAAAGUAACUGGUGCGAAGAAAUGCGUGUUAUGCCAUGCUAGAUCUUGGUUUCUUUUUCUUUUUUAAAUUUUGUUACAACGGGAAACAGUCAUCAGAUGCGCAAUAAAACACGGCAGAUUCCCAGU